This is a messenger RNA of Cantharellus anzutake, 1202 nucleotides long. RefSeq lists its product as uncharacterized. Lineage: Eukaryota; Fungi; Basidiomycota; Agaricomycetes; Cantharellales; Hydnaceae. The transcript is spliced from 2 exons. The record is from RefSeq and is a predicted model, not a curated record. The coding region runs from base 145 to 801 and encodes 218 amino acids.
CGAUUUUCGGUCGUAUCGAAUCUCAGACGCCACUUCCGCUCCUGCGAAGGCGUCAAGAGCCGCAAUCGACCCGGGAAUCCUUCCAACAGGACAUCCGAUAGUCCAGGAGCCACCAUCGCACUCCUCCCAUCGUUCGAAAUCGACAUGCCCGGUGAAGAACCCACAUCGUUCAACGACACCGCAGGAGGUGGUGGGAGCCCUCAGCAGCGUAGGGACGUACCUACUCAGCACGUAUUUCAAGCUGUUAUCAGGGAUCCCAGUUCUCUAAGCCCUCAACGACCACCUCACACGCAAUAUCCGCCCUCACUUGCUCGCUUCUCAAACGUCGCUUCGCUUACGUCUUCAUGGGUCAUCGCUAAAGAAGGACCAUUGCCAUAUAUACCCAUUACGAUGCCACUCCCGCCAGUUUGUCCGUCCAGCAGGAGUUUCAUGAGUCCAAGUCCAAAUUUGGGCAUGCCAUUACACGAUUUACAACGAGUUGGUGAUCGUGAUGGUGAGAUGGACGUCUUUCAAGGAGGUGGCUUCGGAACUCUCGGGGGAGUUGGAGGAGGAGGAAUGGGAGGAGUGGGGGUUUCAGGAGGAGGAGCGUCUUCCUCAUCUCCGUGUACAUCAACACUCCCAUUAACACUCACGCACUCGCCCCCUCUGCAGGUACAUGCUGAGGAAAGGGACUCUUAUGACACGACGACUCCCGUUCAUCCUUAUCAUCCCGCAUGUUGGAAAGGAAAGCUUCCAGGACCUGGACUGAUGGAAGUCGAUAGAAUCUUGGAAGAAGUUGCUCCCGGCUACAGGAAGUCUUGAAAUGGAGUUGGCAGGGGGAAAAUACAUAUACGAUUUUCGCCCUUUUCUUUUUUACUUUUCUUUUCUUUUCUUGGAUGAGGAUUCUGGGACUCCUUGCCCAUUCCCCUUGUAUGAAACGUUCUGCUUUCAAAUCUCUCUCCUGCCUUGUUUCUUUGCCUUUGCUCGUUCACAUCGAUAACCUUUGCUCUGCCACGAUACACAUUCGAUAUUACCAUGGGAUACCUUGCCACGCCAUGGACACUUUGAUCUUUGAUCGAAUCCACCUCCACUUGUAAAGGAUUGAUCAUCAUGUUGUUGUUGUUUGUUCAUAUGCUGUGUUGUUCAUCACUCUCAUAUGCAUGCCGGUCAUUCACACAUAUGCAGUGGUUCUAGUCCAAUUAAUGUAUUGCUCCGACCAUUUA